Molecule: messenger RNA, 28056 nt
Organism: Porites lobata
Lineage: Eukaryota; Metazoa; Cnidaria; Anthozoa; Scleractinia; Poritidae
Source: the annotation of a GenBank genome assembly
AUGGGAAAGAGAAAGCACAGUACUGGUAGUUCUAGCGGAGACGAAAGUGACGACGAUUGUAAACGAGUUAAAAACAAAAUGGUGCGAUUUGGCGAUGUAACAGUGUAUUAUUUCCCAAGAAAGCAAGGCUUUGUUUCCGUGCCUUCGACCGGAGGAUCGACGCUUGGAAUGGCAAGAAAACACAUUUCCAUCGAGAUUUUACGAGUGGAUUUGGGUCUGGAGGCGAAUAAAAAUGACAAAAAGCCUUUGUCACCGGUUUCCCAAAAAGCAAGAAAAAAUAUUCUGAAGACGUCAGGGGUGCGGCGAAUUCUAAAGAAAGAAGAACAAGAUUGCGCACAGCUCAGACUUAGUCGCGUCAUUUGUGGUUGUAGCUGCGGUGAUAUUUGCUACCCACAAACAUGCGAAUGCAUUUUAAGUGGAAUCGCCUGUCAAGUCGAUUAUGGCCGGUUUCCUUGUUCUUGUCUGCCAAACGGCUGCCAAAACGACAAUGGAAGAAAGCAAUACAAUCCUAGUGUUGUGGAAAAACACUAUUUUGAGACAUUUGCCAAAGUAGGUGGACAGAACGGAGAGACAACAAUCGUGAAAUACGUGGGUGUCAUGUAGAAAAUCUGAAUUAUUUCCAUAUUUUCGUCACGCGUUUAAAUGACUAAAUGACCCAUUGUUCCGCGAACAAUAUAAUGCUAUUUUAAGCACGUAUGGGCAUUUUAAGUACUCUUAUGAUAUCCGCAUCCGAUUAUGUUUGGGCAGGCACUAUGGUUUUGACCGCAUCAUAUAUCGAGCGAGAGACGUAUUUAUUUCAAAAUUUACAAAAGAAUUGUAUAAAGUGAUGUAAAUGAAAUUUAUUUUUAUGUAAAUAAUCGCCAAAAGAUUGUAAUCAUACAGUUUUAAACAUUACCCAAAUAAAAAUUUGUCAGAGUUCAGAAAAUGUCGAUUAAUCGCUCAGAUUCCCACCCCCCUCCCCCAAUUAUCCAAUAGUUCUUAGCUGAAAAAAAUUGUGUGAACGUGAGCGAUAUUUUUACUACGGUGAUGAAAUGCUUGAGAGUAUACGUAAGAGAAACCUUUCCGUUCCGUCAAAGUUUCAUUGUUUUUAUCCUUUUCUAGAUCUAGAGACUUACGUCUAGAACGUUUUAAAGAAAGUCACACGAAAUUAAGAGAGAACGCACGAGCGAGCCAUAAGCUGGGAAAAAAGCUGGGACAGUCGCCUUCUAGCCUGCGUCGGAAGCGAAUCGAGGGCGCGAGACCGCGCGUGAGGGAGGAGAGAGGAGGGGAACUCUUUUCUCCCUCGCGCGCCCAAAUUCCCCCUUCCCUCCCCUUUUAACACCUGCCACGCAGGCUAGUCGCCAUCAGACUGGCCAGCCUUCUCUUAUUUCUUAUUGUUAGUACAACUCAAAAUCUUAAACAUCGAUAAAACGGCAGUCCAAAUGGCUCUAGAGGUGAAGAGUCAGUAAAACACAAAACAAAAACACAGGAUGAGUCUUUUUUUUUUUUUCUAUUUUUGUCAAAAAAAACGGAAUUUAGGACGUAUUUUGUUUAUUUUCAUACAUUCUCUUAUAAAUUCAAAUCGAAAGUUGGUUUCCGGAGAGGUCCGCAAUCUUCUAUUCAGUGUUGCUAAGAGAGAAUUCAGCAGUCGCCAUUACAAUAUUCUGCAUUUUUUUUAUUGAGUAAGUCGUGUCUGGACUUGACAAUUAAAGUUUGCUGUGAUGUGGCGUCCCAGGAAUCAGACUUUCAAAAAACACGCAAAUUCUGAAGUUCAAAAGCUGACUGACGUUUGCGUUUUUCGCUGCCGUCAAUAAUCUUAGCGGACCUCUUAGGAAACAGAAGUUUUCUUUUUAAAAAGGUUAUGGUUUGUGAUUUGUGAUUGGCGGAUUUCGAUCCGUUUUGUGCGUUUCUCUGUUUCAAGGUUCGUUGCUUUUCCAUGAUCGUAAUGAUAAUUGAUGACAGUGAAAAACGCAUUUUUGAAGGCAGCGUUUGAACUUCAGAGUUCGCGUGUUUUUGAAACAUACAUACAUAUCCCAGCUAACGCCCUAAGAUUCCCACUCUGUUCCAUUAUUCUGUCUUGCUGUGUCUGAAUCUCAUGGUGAACGCCGAGGACACGGUCAUUUUUCACAUGCAUGGUCCCCUUCCUCAGGUGUUUGUUGUCGAUCAGGGGGGGGCCCACGACUUAGCGAAAUUUCGUGUACCUAUGAUCCACCGAUUUAUGACAUCACAUCCGGUUGCAGAGUUGCUGCUCUGUUUUCGCGCGAAGCACAAAGAUGGACGCCCGAUGCCAUUUGGUUUUCUCGUUGUUUUUACCCACAGGCUAACGGAAUCAUGUAUCUUGAAUGCCGAGAAUGUUGAGAAGGUAUCUAGUCGGCCAUUGAAGCAAAUGUCAUCACCAAACAAAGAAGAUUUAGUAUUGUUUUGACGAUAAAUAUCAUGCAGCUGCGGGGAAUAUCAUGGCGAGUCUUGCGAUGUUUCAGAACGAGUGUCGUUAACGUUUUGUGGCUGUUGCGGCCUCUGAUUUAGAGAAGUCAUCAAUCAAAAUAUAAUUUCCUGAGCGGAAUAGAAUGGGGAAAACGUCUAUGGCCACAGUUUAAAGUGUUCACCGCUGGAAGGCUGUAUCACGCCCCGUAAAGUUGCAGAAACUUCCACUCAACUGCAUGGUUUUGAGGAAUGUCAUGGCGAGUCUUUCGCUGUUUGUAAUCGAGCGUCACUCAAGAGUUUGGCUUUCGCGGCUUCUGAUUCAUCGAAGUCAUCAAUCAAAAUUGCCUAUCCUGAGCGAAAUACCGUGGGGAAAAAGCUUAUGGUCACAGUUUAAAGUGUUAACAGCUGGAAGGCUUUGCCACUCGACGUAAAGUUUUUGCAGGGGCUCGGUCUUCUGCUGUUCGAACACCCUCUGGCAUGGACUGGCAUGGUGUCGCAUAGUUAAGGUUAGUAGGUUUGCCGAUCCAGGAUUUUUCUUUUAGUGCACGUGAGAGAAUUACAAGGAACGUAGAGUAAAGAAAUAUUAGAGUUAGUCAAUGUUAGAGCGUGAGCUUUUGUUAAGAGAAUUAGAUAUCAAAUUUUUUAAAUGGUUGAUGAAAAAGGAAUUCUUAAAGAACAGGUGGUACUAUUAGGAAAGGGCAGUAAAAUAUCCUAAAGAACUACCCUUUUUCUCACAGCACUUUCUACUGGAUCUCUAAAACUGUAUUUUAUUGGGCAAGAAACACAUAAAAUAGAAAAAAUGUGACAGAGAAUAGGCCGUUUGCUUUGGGAGGUGGUGGCCCAAGAGAGGUGGAGAUAUUAAUUAAGAGGGGCUACAGCCAAGAAGGACAAUAUCAUAACCAAAACAAUAAUCUUGCUGAUCAAUUAUUAUUACUAGUAGUCUUUUUUGAGUACGGUAGUAUACCAGAAAGAUACCACAUGCCUGCAAUUGCUGUGAUCAUAGACAUCAUAAUUUAUUGUUUUAGAGGGAGGCAUGCAAGGUUUUUGCUAAGGGGAUUUCAGGGGUGGUAACAGCACACCUCCAGACAGACUGUAUGGUUUUUUAUGGGGGAUUGUGAAACUUAAUGACAGCAAACUUAAUUUGCACAGAUAAGUCAAAUUACAUUGCCAGUUAUUUCUCUCUGUGCAGUAGGGGAUAGACAGUUCAAUUAUGUGUGAAGGGUUGGAAGUAUAUUUUUUUGCCAAUUUUCCCUUCCUGAGCCUUAAAAUCUAUAUUGUAAGACAGUUGUGCAUAAGGGAUAUUUGCAUUGUUUGAUUCUAGGAUCCUUAAAAGUUGUAAGGAGAGAGGGUCUUCAUGGUCAAAACAAACAAAAAGUAUGUUAUAUGAAACUUGAAUGAAAUUUCUACCUGGUAGGGAGUUGUUGGGAGAAAACGGCCUCCCUGGAACAGGGUUCAUACAAAAAAUUGCAACCAUUUUUCAAGGACUUUUCAAGGACCACAUUAGAUUUUCAAGGACAACCUACUAGGAAUAUAAUUUCACAGAUUGUACAAAAAUGCACAUUCCUAGUCUACUCUAAUAAGACUUUAAGGCUUUAACUGUUUGCUUCACCAAAUUCUCUACAUUUUUCAGUUCACUUGUCUUAAACUGGUAGUUAAUUUUUGCAUAAAACAUGGAGCACUUUAUGUAAAUGACCUUUACAUUCACUGAGCUACGAUUUAUAUUCUGUCUUGGACAACCAAAAAGCAUAAAAAAAUUCUUUCCAGGCUACUACAUUCAAAGUUGAAGAAAAUUCAAGCUCUUUUCAAGGACUUGCACAGAAAUUUAAGGACUUUUCAAGGAAAAAUGGAAUUCAAGGACUUUUCAAGGACUUCCCCUUAAAUUCAAGGACUUUUCAAGACUGUGCGAACCCUGUGGAAAAAGAAAGGAUAUUUUUUGUUCUGUAACAUGAAACUUUCAUCUUAAGACUUGCACUUUUUCUUACUAGAAACAAUACAUGUAAGCAAUGGAACCAAAAUUUGAAGGAUACUGCAAUAAUUCACUUCAGUAGAAUGGUUUUUCUGUUUCCUAGUAACAAUGUUUUUACUCGGUAACUUUUUCAUAAGGUUGACAGUGGUCUUCUUUUAGUACAAUAUCUAUGUUGAAUGGCAUGCCUGAGGGGAGAGGGGGGAGGGGUAUGUACCUGUAGCUGGUGGGGCAAAAGGGAGUAGCCAACAGAGAGUUCAAACCUUUUUAGGAGAAACAGUCACCCAGUGCAGCUUUGAGUGAACCAGUGAUCAUUUUUUUUUUCUUUUGGCCAUACCUGGACGGAUAUUUAUUUUUUUCUUUAUACUUCAAUUUAAAUUUUUCCUCUUUUUUCGGGUAUGAAAAUGUAUGAUAAUGAGUAUGACACAAAGGAAAGUAAAAUUAUCCAGGGAUAAAAUUGAACCACAAUAAUAAUGAUAUACAGCUGUGUAUAAAUUAUUAGUAUGUAUACAACAGUUUUUCUUCUAGUGUUAAAGGAAAUACUGAACUUUUAUUCACCUACUUUAUUUGAUUGAUCAAUGAUAUUAUUAUUGUUCUAAAAAAAGAAACAUCAAAAUAUUGUCAAUAAAUUACAUGUAUGAAUUUUAGAAACAUGCAAACCAGCCCUGAGACAUUCAAGCUGUAUUGAUUUCCUUUUUGCCAAAAAAUAUCCACAUUCCUAACGUCUGUUGAUCCUGUAUUUGGCUCAAAAUCUUAAUGCUUAGAUUCACAAUGCAUUCUUGAUUCUUUUCCAGUAUCUACUGAAAAAUACAGUCUAGGUAUGUUGUAAAUACCAUCUCUUCUUAGUUCCGAGUUGUUUUGACACACAAUCCCCCAUCAAGUGAAGGUCUAGGAAACAUUGGGUAAAUGUAGAUAGUUAUAAUCAUCGUUUUUGUGUCAAAAAGUGUUUACACUCCUAUUUCAAUCUUCAAACAGCUUGAUUUGCUUAAAAAGAGUAUUUUUUUAUUGUUCAGUAGCUCUAGGCUCAAGUUCAUAUCUUGAUCCCAUCAAUGUAUCUUCAGUUUUAAACAGAGGUUUCAGUGGUUUCAAAACAAGCUGGUGACCACUGGAGUUCCAUCGGCUACUUGAUUGUAUGUUGCCAGCAAUUCUGUAGUCCCCCCCAGCCUCCAGAUACUUUAAAACAUUUUGAAAUCCCUGAAGUUUAUGUACUGACGAUGAGCUAGUAUAAUUUUACAAAGGAACCCUACCAAAGGAUCAGAAAGCCAAGCCAAGUAGUGUACCAUAAAGACUGAUCAUCUCAAAACCCACCUCCUAUUCCAUGGCACAUACCUGUAUAGAAGUACUACAACCUUCUCCCUGGGUGUUAAAGUAACAGUAAAGAGGGGUUUCAGGUGUAGCCUCUUGUCUUUGUUUUAUUUUUCUGAUAUUUGCUACAACCUUUGCUCCUCUGUAGGGAAAGAUGGUUUGGCAAGAGGAAAGCAGAAGACAGUUUGAUGAAAUGAUUUAUUAAUUCACAUUUUACUAUUCCAUCUGUUAAGAGGAUUUUCUAAACAGAUCAUUUAAAUAGUCUCGAAUUCAUUAAAGCUGACAAAAAGCACAUGCUGUUCUUGUUGUUCCUUUAUAAGACAGCCUUAAAUAAAUUGCAGGUCUGAAAGAUGGAGUUGUAAACCAGCUCAACAUGAUUUCAGUGUCUUCUGUUGCUGCAGAUUUUCUGUAAACCAGAAAAGUGUACUCCCUGAAAUGUCAGCAUUCUUCCUUCCUUUCAACUUUAAUAUUUGACAGUGAGUUGUACUCAACAUUUAUUAACAACAUUUUUGUCCUCAUUGACUUUUAUCUCUCUUUAUGAGUUGUGUGGUAGAUAUACUUUUUAAUACUUCUUGAUAUUCUCUUGUUUGUGCUCUUCUGUCAUCUAUUUUUGUCUUCCCAGCUAAGCAAAAUAAAAUACAUAAUUUAAACAUUAAUGCCCAGAGGACUAGCCUGUGCCACAAACAGAACUAAACUUCUGGUUAAGUCCCCCUGUGAGACAGCACUGAAAUCCUGGUUGUGGCCACCCCCUGGCCCACCUGUAAACGAGCACUUGCAUAUGUGCUAUGAUUGGCCUGUUAAAAAUACCAUUAUUGAAGGGAAUAUCGAAACACAUUGGGAUUGGGAGCCCAGAAUAUUGGCACGGCUUUGCAGAUGUUACUAACUGGCAAUAGAUUAUGUCUGCAACACAGGCUACACUGACAACCAGACUUACAGUGUAGGUUUUAAAUAUAUAUUGUUUAUAAAUUCAGGAGUAAGUAAUUCAAGUCUUUAAAAAUACACAAAAUUCAUUUUUUAUACCUUAGAUAAUCGUCAACUAAAAUAAGGUGCAGUACAGCAUUAUGAAUGACCCUAACUGAAACUUAUUAAUAAUUCAUAAAAUGCAAUUUAAAUCAAGAAAUACAAGUAAUAAUUACCAAGCCAAAAUAUGUGUUUUGCUGCAGGAAAAACGUAUACAUUUCUUCUAACAUGUUCUAAAGUAACUAGACCUCUUAUUGAGUCUCAUAUUACACCUCUAGUGAUCCCUCUAGAUCUUCAAACCUCUAAAACAGUUAAACCAGCAGUUUGUUUUUUCACUCUAUAAAUUUCACUAUUUUUCACUUUACUAAUUAGUUACAUAACCAUAAGCACUGUAAGUCGUAGUAUGUUUGUUUUUUUAGCUUUAAAGGUCAAGAACCAACCAACACAUGUUCGGGAACGAUUCAUUUUUAAAUAAGUGUUGUAGUUAUCAGUUAAGAUAAGGAGUAAUUUCAAACUAGUCAUUUUAACAAUAUGACUAGUAGUGCAUAAGGGUUUCUUUUCAUGUAUGUUACACUUGCAAGCUUAGAAAAAAAGGAAGGGCACAAACUUUCUUGAUUUCUCUCAGAUAAUGACAAAUUGGACUACGUUUGGGCUUAACUCUUGUUCUAAACAUAAAUCUUCAAAGGCUAAAAAAUCUUUAAAUGCUAAAAAUCCAACACUAACCUUCCAGAAGCUCGCAACAUGUGACCGUUUCGAAAUCAGUUGAGUAGAGCUUUCAGCAACUUUACGUCAACUGGCAAAGCCUUCCAGCUGUUAACACUGUAACUGUGACCAUAGGCUUUUUCUCCACGGUACUUCGCUCAGGAUAGGGUAUUUUGAUUGAUGACUUCGGUGAAUCAGAAGAUGCAAAAGCUAAAAUCUUGAGUGACGCUCGAUUGGACAUAGAGAAAGACUCACCAUUACAUUGCUCAAACCGUACAGUCGAGAAGAGCUUUGAGCAACUUUACGACGAGUGAUAAGGCCUUCCAGCAAUCAACACUUUAAACUGUGACCACCAGCUUUUUCUCCAUUCUAUUCCACUCAGGAUAGGCUAUUUUGUUUGACAAUCUCGGUAAAUCAGAAGCUACCACAGCCAACCCUUUGAGCGGACACUCGUUUUGAAACAGCGAAAGACUCGCCAUGACAGGACAGUUGGGUAGAGCUUUCAGCAACUUUACGUCCAGUGAUAACGCCUUCAAGCAGUUGAAACUUUAAACUAUGACCACCGGCGUUUUGCCCAAUCCAUUCCGCUCAGGAUAGGCAAUUUUGAUUGAUGACUUCGAUGAACCAGAAGCCGCAACAGCCAAACUCUUGAGUGACGCUCGAUUACAAAGAGCAAAAGACUCGCCAUGACAUCCCUCAAAACCAUGCAGUUGAGUAGAAGUUUUUGCAACUUUACGGGGCGUGAUACAGCCUUCCAGCGGUGAACACUUUAAACUGUGGCCAUCGACGUUUUUUCCAUUCUUUUCCCCUCAGGAAAUUAUAUUUUGUUUGAUGCCUUCUCUAAAUCAGAGGCCGCAAAAGCCGCAAAACGUUAACGACACUCGUUUUAAAACAUCUCAAGACUCGCCAUGACAUUCCCCGCAGCUCCAUGAUAUUUAUCGUUAAAAUAAUACUAAAACUUCUUUGUUUGGUCAUGAAAUUUGCUUGAAAGGCCGGCUAGAUACCUUCUCAAGAUUCUCGGCAUUCAAGAUACAUAAUUCCGUUAGCCUGUGGGUUAAAAUAACGAGAAAACCAAAUGGCAUCGGGCGUCCAUCUUGGUGCUUCGCGCGAAAACAGAGCAGCAACUCUGCAACCGGAUGUGAUGUCAUAAAUCGGUGGAUCAUAGGUACACGAAACAAGUACCGCGCGCUAUUGGAGUCGUGGGCCCCCCCCUGUUGUCGAUCAAUAAAGCGCGCGCACAAAGCGAGCUGUCACCAGGAGCAGCUAAACAGAUAUCAUGCGAUCUCGCAAAGAGCAACUUCAUCGUGCUAUUAUAUGAAAAGUGAUCUCCCUAUUCAGUUUAUUAUCUCGGCCCAUCCAUAAGCAAGAUAAUGAAAAGUUCGAAAAGUACACUGUUAUGUUGGAAGAAGAAGGACAAAUCUAACAACAGAAUGCUCGGAGAAAAUUUCGAACUCCAGGUUUGAGAAGAACUCGCGACCCUACAACUAUUAAUCUUAGCCAGGAUCACUACCGUCCCUCUGAUAUUGCGUAUAUUCAGCCAUGAUCCUGCGAUCACUCUUGUUAAAUAGCGUAGCCUGUGGAAGGCUUUCUUUUUGGAGGAAAGGGGCUAAAAAUUGCGAUGAGAUGACGAGGGAAAAAAAUAGCAUAGUGGAGAGGCGAGUGAACUCUCCCGCGGCCUUUUCCUUCUGCGAUAGUCCUCACGCACUCGACUCACUUUGCUCGCCAAUUUUUCCCUUUUUCACUAGCAGACCUAUCAAGGAGCCUGGUUCUAAGCUACAAUCCCAGACAAACGUAGUUGGGAAGGUUGUACAACUUAGCGAUAGUCCAUUUUAAUCCUCAAAAAAGAGAGUUUUCUCUCUGUUCUAAACAUCCCCGGUCCCCCGCUAUUCAAUGUUGGGAUAUGACAGAACUGAUUACGCGCACAAACAUUAACGUUUUGCUCACAACAUUGGGCCAUGGGCCGGGUGCAGGAAGGAAAAAAAAAGAGGUAAAAAAAACCUUCCUAACACUUCCAGUGAUCACACUAGGUGUAAUUACUUCAUGCAAAAUUUACACAAAUUAUAUAUUCGAUUUUAUUGUUCGCAUGAACAGCUAUGAUGUAAAAUAGGAUUUCUAGUCUAAGGGCAUGGGUUUUUCCUUUGGAUAAAUGACUCUGGCUACAAUGUCAGCUGAAAUUAAAGAGGAUGGGACUGGCUCGAAGUAUGAAUAUUAUGUUGGUAAGUCACGUGAUUUGUUUGACCGUAAAUUCCGGGAAACAUCACACGUGACCAGGUUUUGUGGGGAGGGUGACCGCCAAUGUGGGGAGGGCCUUGUCACUCGGUGGGGUAAAAACACCCCUCAAAGGUGUCAUUGAGGCUUAAUUUUCGUCUCCUUUAAAUUUCUUUUCAUCUCUUGACCAGACUUUCCAGAUAGACCACGAUUAUUAACCAAAUAAUUUCAAGUUCGCUUCACGCAAAUUAAAAUGUCAAAUUAUAGCGUCAUAAAAACGGACGUAGCCUGUCCUGCCUGCGCCUCAGACGAAACUAAAGCUGGUUAAGUCCGUCUGCGAAACAGCGCAGAAAUCCAUGUUCUGGGCCCCCAAAUGUGUGCCAGGAUUUGAGUACGCACCAUGAUUGUCGUGUUAAAAUAGGCAUUGUCCAUUUGCCAAUCAGGUCGAAAGACCCUUCCGGUAAUUCGUUGAGUCCGUUGGGGGCCCACAACAAGGAUAUAGGCGCUGCUUCGCAGCCGUUUCUAAGGGACCGUCCAUUAUUUGUCGCCUGGGGGGAUGGGGGAACGGAAGGGUGGAGGAUUUGGGGCUAAACAAGGUGAAAUUUAACCGAUCCCACCAUUGAAUGUUACUUUGAUGACGUCCGGAUCCCCCCCACCCCAUGUCUUCAUUUUCCAAGCAAAUUUGAGUGGCCCCCCCCUCUGAAUCCUUCCAAAGUUUUCAGCGAUCCCCCCCUUUUUUUCCCAAAAAGCAAGUGAUCCCCCCUAAAAUCCUCUGCGCCCACCCCCCACCUCCAGGCGAUAAAUAAUGACCCGUUCCUAACCAAGGUUAAAUUACGUUUGUGACGCAGGCGAGGACGUAGACUUUCUAAAAGCUUUAUUAUUAUUUUUUCUGGUUGGUUAUACCAUUUUAAAGACUUUUCAUACCUGUUUGGCCCGAAGUUCAUUGGUCGAAAAUUCUACCGGUGACGUCAUGACAAUUGACCAAUAGGACAGUGAGUGAUAUUUCACGCCGCUCCCGACACAGCAUAUGUUAAUCAAUUUUUUUUUUCCCGAGUGAAUUUAUAAUAUGAUUCAAAUUCAUAGUAGUUAGUAGAGGGGACUUGUUGGAAAAACCGGCAAACAUCAAAAUUGAAAACAAUGGUGCGGUAGUUUAUGCUGGAAGCUCCCUGACCGUGCACAAUCUUUUGUUUUUAGUUCACAAUUCGAAACUGAAGAAAUUAAUGCGAUGUUUCUAUUGGUCAGUAAGUUCAAAAUGAUAGUAAUGCUAUUGAACGUUGUGCACGGUCAGGUACAAAAAAGCUAACAAAAACAUAUAACAAAGGAGUCUAACGGGUUUCAUAGCCAUUCCAUUUAAUCCAUUCAGGCGAAACUAGUCGACUCUCUGUCGCUGCGUGACCUCAUGCUCUGAAGCACUUUUAAAAACUUAUGAGAAGCAGCUGGAGAACUCGACUUGUAGCAAGUCCCUGAGCAAGGACGGAAGUCACCAAAGAGGGUUAAUAUAUAUUAUUUUUUAAUUUCAAAGUCAUCUUUAUCGAUUCUCACCCCCAAAGCUUAAUUUGUAACGGACGUGACCAAAAGAAACGGUGGGCUCUGCGGAGUGGGGAAAAGAAUGUGUAUUAUCCGAAAGAGCACUGAAAAAAUCUUUUCUCGCUAAGACAUGCACGUUAGAUUUAGGUUUCUGGGAAACUGCCCACCUACCCCUCCCCUAAGCUAACAUUAACAUUUACUUCUCACUUAGGGAAAAAUGGUGGCUUAGGGGAGGGGUAGGUGGGCAUUUUCCCAGAAACCUAAAUUGAUCCGACACGUUAAGCCGGAGUCAUAGGAGCUCAAAGAAAUUUAAAUGCAACCCCAGGAGCCAUACUUUUCCUUAAAAAAAAAAAACAAAAACAAAAACAAAACAAAACGAAACAAUUUUUAUGAUUUUAUUUUAUUUUUUUGCAAACUAAGCUGAUUUUUCAGUAACACACACCUUUUUUUGUAUAAUUUUUUGUGCUUAAAAACGCUAAUUUCAGCAAAACAAAAAAUGAUGAAAUGACAGUUUAUGACAUCAGAAAACUGUUUUUCUGGUUUUUGCGCAGUUAGGAAUUUCUUUUUUAAAAUUUCUCCGGUUUUUCUUCUUGGUUUCGAUAGUAGUUAGGAUAUGUUAUGUGUAACUUAAAUAGCAAUGGCUUCGCGACAACAAAACACUUCAAUCAAGAUUUAUUUUACAAGGGGGUCUCCUAGCCUGCGAACCGCAGACGCAUUUCCGGUCGUCGCUUCUCUCCCUCCGAAAAAUAGCUAUUUUUCGGAGGGAGAGAAGCGACGACCGGAAAUGCGUCUGCGGUUCGCAGGCUAGGGGUCUCCCUUUUAAGUCCAAAAUUCAAAAUGUCAUAUCUCAGCUUAUAAUAGAGAUGGUGGAAAUUUUUUCUCUAUAAAAAUGGGAGAUUCAAAGGUUUAAAAUUUAUGUCAGCAAAAGUGAAGUCAUAAUUUGACAUUCCAGGAUCAUGAGGAUUCCCACAGGAUUCCGUUGUAGGUCGGCUAUUUUAUUCCUAGCCUUUACAAAUGACCUCACCCAGCUGUAUGUGGAACAUUAAGCCUGUCUAUUCGCAGAUGCCACUGGGAUUUAUUGGGCCGUGAAGUCCUCUGUUGAUUGCAUUCAAUUAUUAAGCAAGAUCGGCUCAACCUGAAAAAAUGAGAAUCAGAUUGAAAAAUGAAGUCUAAUGCUGAAAAAGAUAAUGUCUACGACUACAAGAUUAAUGGAUACAGCCGGCUCUACCUUGUCCGACGAACUUCACUAGAAUGAACAUGAUCAGAAUAAAGCCAACAACACUUCAGGGUUUCUCAAACGGACCCUAACACGUUGCCAACCAAGGACCAAUGAAACGGCCUAAACUGGCCUUGGUACGCCCAACUCUUGUACAGCGUUGCAAUGUUGGAACAAUGUUGGAACUGUUCGAAACAAUGUCGCAACAAUGUUGCAAAGCAGUGUUUCGCUAAAAAUCGUCUCAUGUAACGACACCUUUAGACCGUAUGGGAUCCAUAUACUGUUCUUAAAUCGCUUCGAGCGGAGGGAUAGUGUCACUGCAAUGAUUUUAGCCCUGAAAUAGAGGCCACUUGAAAGUAGGCCAACCAUAGCACGUUUAUCAAUGCUGUAUAAAAAGCGAAAAAUAGGCUAGUCCUCUACGAAGAUAUUAACUCCAAACCAGCAUGUCAAUUGUGAGUAUGCUUACAAGCAGCCGAUAGCCAUAAGGGAUUAUUUUUUCUAUCCACGAACAAUUUCAGAAUGGAACAAACUCCUAAGAGAAAUUGUACUAAUUGUCCAGUUCGCUAGCUGCAUUUAAAAACGCAAUUUUUAACUCCGUGAAUACAAGAUAAGACAAGGCAACAUUUUAUUUGGCGUCUUAUACCAGCUGGUACCGUGACUGUUUCCAAAUAAUUUAGAAUUACAAUGUUCUAUGUUAAGCUAUUCGUCACAGUAUACAUAACAAGUUACUACCGCGAAUAGCAGUAGUUACAUCAUGACACGUACCACAACAUCCAUUGGCAUUUUAUUAUUCGGUGUUUAUUGUUAUUGUUGUUGCUAUCGUUUUUGCUAUAUUGUUGUCAUUUUUUAGAGAAGUCUAAAAUGCUUAGUAUUGAGCAACAGACCUAUUCGAUAAAUAAGUAAAUAGAUAAUAAACUAUAGGGGCGGUUUGGCCCCACCCGGGAGGGAGCGGGGGGGGGGGGGGGGACACCGGGAAAUAAAAGUUCAAUAGUUGUUAACACUGAAAAGAAACCUGACUGGAAACUUUUGUUCUUAUUAAUGAGGGGUACCGCAUAAUUUGGGAUAUUAGUACAUAAGGAGCUUUAGCAAAAAAGUGAUUUUUUUUCUUCUUUUCUAUUUCGUUGCUUUGCGUCACCUCCCCUUCCGUAGCUAGAAGAUGUGAUGUGUGUGACUGUAUUUUCAAAUUUUUGUGCUAGUUUAUGCGCACUUUGAACUCUUGUGUAAACUCUUGAGAAGAAUGAAUUGCAAUAAGAAAUUAAAGUUCUAAAAGUUGUUUUUCUCUGGUAUUAGACCAGAUCACAUUGAAUCAUUUCAAAGUUCUUACAUUUGUAUGGCGAGAAGAUAAAACUAUCUCGACAAACAUUAAAUAUUAAUUAAUGUAAAAAUUGUUUUAUUUCCUCGUAUAUUAUCUCUCGGCACCUGUUUUGAUUUCAGUGAAACUUCCAGAGCGAAGAUCACUUAUGCAAAUCGCAGCGGCUAAUCCUUUGUUAAUCGCUUCGACAUGUUUGCAAACAAUAUUCCAAACUCUUUCUUAACCUUUGUUUUUUGCUUGUUCCCAUAAAUUCCCUAACCGGAUCCUUUGAAGAAUGUUAAAAGAAAAAUGCAACGAGGAAGUUUAUAAUGCAUUGUUCUUGGUGCUUUGGACUCACUUUGUUUCGGUCAAUUAGCAUUUGUUGUUGAAUUUUUCAGGACAAAGUGAUUUGGUGAUCAUAUGUUCAUAUGCUAAUUUGAUUGAAAGUAUUACACGCUUCCCCAAACAGCUCUUCAUAAAUAUGUCUACUUUGUUUAUUUAUUCUCAAUUGUUCUUGGCUAUUAACCAAGGAUGGCGCAAAUAUUUUCCUCUGCGAAUUUUAUACAAUCAAAAUUCAGUUUACGAACCGAAACCCUCCUGUAUCUUUGAACCUGAUCGGAAACUCCGCACUAUAUUUAUCUUUGUCACGUGAUCUACUUGUCACAGACGAAUACUUCUAUCGUUUACGAGGAGCAAUUCGCUUCCUGUAAGAGGCUGUGAUUUUUUAGUCGCGGCAUUUUGAUGCUGUUUUAGCGCAAGUUUGCUCAUUUCGGAACUGCAGUCGUGGGUUUUAAAUGGUAUUUUCAUCGCCUGUCAGAGCUAAAAGUACAGAUUACUCUAAAGUUGUCGGGAGCUAAUAUGGCGGCCAUUUCUGUGGUAUGGGACUUCUAAUGGCGUGAAAUCCAAAAGGACGAAUAUUGCUUCAAGUUUCCUUUGAAAUUCCGAAGAUUUUAGGAGAAACAGGGCUUUGCACACAGGUCUUGUUCAAACCAUUGUUUAAUCGCCAUUUGAAGUGAACAUUCUGUGUGAACAUGCUGCGACGUGCUUGGCUAAAGAAUUAGCAGGCGACACAAAUCCAAGGGUUUCUGGUAAAUACGGGAAGAAAAAUUCCGGAAACGUCUUAGUAGAUGGCAACAAGGACUGAACACGGCAAAGAAAACAGAUACCGAGCUCGCAGAGAUUUGGCCAAUGCCUCAAAAGGUGAGAACAAUGAUACCGUGAAGAGUCAAAGCUCAUCCGGGGUGACUCGCAACAAGAACAUUAUUGACACAAAAACAAAGCGUAAUGCAGCCAGUCCAGAGAAUGAGCACAAACACCGGGCGUACAACAAGUUUGGUGCUCCUCCAAAGAAAAUUAUAUCGUCCGAUAAAGCUUUCAUUGCACCUCUAAAAAACGACAAUGUUGCUCGUAAAACUCGGGAGGAGAAACCCCGCGUGCCGCGAAAACCCGGCAGUGAAGGACGGCCUGCCGUGGAAGAUAAAAACAAGAACGGAGUUGAAGAUGAAGGGAAGCCCAAUGUGAGCAAGUUGAAACAUAUUUUUGAUGAGACAAUUGCGAACGAGACAAUUAAAGCACGCCAGAACUACAAGAAACCAAGGCCUGUUUCAGAGGCAUUUGACAGAGUGAAAGCAGAAAGUGGUUCUUCAGAAAUUGCUCUGUCAGCUGUUCCAGGAAGAUGGUCGUUGCCUAGUUACUACAAGAAGACGUUGCCCACUACACCUUCUGAUCCAUCGCAUAAGCCUCAUGUAUCUCAGGGUAUUGCUGCGAGAAGGGCGGUUUUUGAAAGUGGUGGUUCGAGUGAAGAUGUCCAGCCCAGGGAAAAACGAUCCCCAAGCCUGAUAGAUUUAGUCCCAGAUUUAAAGGAGCUGGACCUCAGCUCCCUGCGAAAAAGUGACCCAUCACCCUCGCCAAGAUCUCGCACAAGGUCUGACCCAGGAACUAAGCGACCUAUGUACAUUAUACGCAGUCGUGGUCGCUUUUCAUCUGAUUCUAAAGCUGGCAAUGGAGAUUAUCGAAAACAGUCCCAUGAUGACUCUGUUUUAAGGAGACCAGGAGCGCAUGGUAGUAAGUAUCUCUAUAAAUCUCAUAGUGUGGAUCGUAUCUUGCCUGACUCAAUAGUGAUACCUGGUAGUGUUAAUGAGAAGGACAAAGAAACUGCUAAAACUGAUGUCUCUAUUACAUCGCCAAAGCAAGAGCAAGAGGCAAAGUUGGUGUCUACUAAGGCUGAAAAGACUGAGCAGGAAGACAAGUCUGAUGUUAAAGAUGUUAGUGCUCCAACUUCUCAAGAUCAUGGGCAGGUUGGCCAGAGAUUUCGCCGAAAAGAAGUUCCAAAAGAUGACUUCUUUGAUGAGACUCCUGGUAGGGUGCGAGAAGCCACCUGGAAGGAUGAAGAAAUUCCACCCGAGGAACUGGCACAGAUGAACUCAUCAUCCAGCCUCAGUUUUCCAAAAGUUCGGGACUCAAUUGCACUGGAAAGUGAAAACAAAGGGUCUCAUUUGUCUGAGGAAAGUAAGCACCUCACGUCUAAAACUGAAGAUGUGAAGUCGCACAAAGAAGAAAGUGAAAGCUCUGAGGAUGAAAGUGCUGGUAGCGUUGUUGAGCAUAGCGAUGUGGAGGAUGAGCAGAACGAAUCUCCAGUGUCACUUUUAUUUUCAGCAAAGCCGCUGUCAUCUGCAUUAGCUAAGGGCAAAGACAAAGACAUUAAAACACAAAAAAGAAGUGUUGGAUUUGCAAUUGAACUGCCUAAAGCAUUUCCAACAUACAGCGCAGAGGAAUAUGAAAGAGGUAAUGAUGACAUUGAUCCUGUAACAGCGUCAGCUGAAUGGGAACUUGAAAAACGGGUUGAAAAGAUGGAUGUUUUUUCUGUCGACUUGGAAAAAGGUAAGGUAAUGUACAAAUGUACAUAUCAGAUGACUUUUGAGGUUUUCUACAUCCUAGUUUGGAGUGUAGCCCAUUUCCCCCCUAAUACAUGUACAUAAAAUUUAAUGUCUAGGGUUUUGCAUGCCUUCCAUCACUUACAAAGACUUUUUUGUCAUUAGAGUCAUUUUUUUCACUUUCACAUCACCCAUAACAAGGCUGUGCUCUUAAACUGCCCAUUGGGCCUUGGUGUCUACCUUUUGCUCUUGGGCAACUAGAAAAUCUUAGAUUUUUUUUGUAGAAAUCCUAUGCUGGCCACCCUAGAUUUCACAGGUUCAGAGCACUGGGCUUCCUUCAAUUUUUUUCGAUCGCAGCAUUCCAUAGUACAGCUUGUUUACUUCCCAAAAUUUUGCAUGAGCAUUACUUUCAAUAUCUCUUGAAGCCCACAAGAAAUUGAAAACAAUUUUUGGGAAGUAAGAAAGGUGUACAUGUCUGCACUAUGGGCACUGUGAAAGUUGUGGGUAAAAGCAAGUUUUGAUUAUCAUUACUUCAUGUAAGACUUUGUAUACCGGUAAUGUCCUUAGCCACUCGACCAUGUUAUGAUUUAGGGGCUGGAUGAUUGGUAUCAAAUGCAAAAGAGACAUUCUCUAAAUUUUAGAUCUCCAGAGGUUGGUUUCUCUGUGUAUGACUGUUUUACUCCGAGUAAAAUAAAAUUCCUGGGUUACAUGUACUUUCAUGUUUCCUUGAAAGCAGUGUAGAAUACUGUUUAGUGUGCUUAAAGACAAUUUUGACUUCCAUUCUUGCAAGGACCCAAAAUAAAAAUGUAAGCAUGUCUGUUUUAUUUGCAGGUGAGAGAGGGCUAGGUUUAAGCAUUAUAGGUCUUGGUGUUGGCACUGAUACAGGGGUGGAAAAACUGGGCAUAUUCGUCAAGUCACUGACGGAGGGCGGAGCUGCUGCUGCUGAUGGAAGGUAAUGACUCUCAAUUGUUGCUUUCCAAUAAGAUUAUUUAAAAAAUGAAUUAUUUAUACUUUACUCAGAGUUGUUACAUGUACAUGCUUUAAUUCAUGUAACAUGAUUAAAUCACCUGCACACCUGAAAGUGUUACUGCAUUUGGGAGCAAUAAAAAUGGUAGCAUGUUCUGUGAUCAGUAAAUUUUUCGCCAUAAUCUUGAUAAUCUUUUCCUGUCAUGUAAGUCUGGAACCAAAGAAGUUUUUAACUUAGGAUUGGCUGACAGCUGAAUGUCUUGUUCAAGUUUAGACAACUCUUGAUGUAAAGGUUCGUGGUUUAUAGUCAGAUAACAGCACUGUACACAGUAUGGCAUAUGAAUAUCAAGAAACAAUGUAUAUAAUGCUGUAAAUAUCCACUUUUAUGCCCCCCCCCCCCCCCCCCCCCCCCCACUAAUAAGCCCCCAAGUUAUAGGCCCAUCUAGGGGUACAUGUAACCAAAAACACAGAUAAAUUUGAUUUUUUAUGAUGAAUCUUGGAAGCUUAAAAAGGGAAUAAAUUCAAGAGGUAUUUUGAUCAGCACCUCCUCUCCCUCCCAUUCAUAAGCGGAAGUUUACGGUAUGCACAUUAAUUGAAUUUUGAAACCAGUUUUGGUGAAAAAAGGGCAAGUGUACAUGUAGGUAGAUAUUACAUGAAAUAUUAGAUAACAAUAAGUAUGUAGGUUCCUUAAGAGUACAAUACCGUAAAAACUCGUGUAUAAGCCGCACCUUUUUGCCGAAAUUUUGAGUCAAAAAUCGCGGGUGCGGCUUAUACACGAGACCAUUGCUCUCAAAGGGAGUAAACUUCGAACUUUGAAUGACAACUUGCAGAAACUGACCCUGAAUGCUUUGAGAACAUUUUUGGUGAAAGCGAUGGCGAGGACUUUUAUGGUUUCUAAGCAACUACAACAGUUGUUGAACAUUGAACACUGGUCGAUAGAAUGAACUUUAGUUUUUGCUUUUCUCGUGAAAAUGAUACCGAACCGCGUUGUACAAGAUUUCGCUUUGAACAACGAUUGAUGAGCCGUACUUUCAAACAUUGUUCAAUGUAAAUAGUUUUUUGCUUAAACAAGGAAUUUCGUUUUCUAAUAUCAAGAUAUCUGUACCUGUUACUUGUAAAUAUAUUAUUCAGUUUUGUAAAAUACAGUCUUCACAAGUCCAGCAUUUGUUUACUUGUGUCCUUCUCUGGUGUCCAGACUUCCCUCGUCAAAUAAACGCUAGGUUACUAAGCAAUCGUUUUGUAGCAUUCUCCAGCGCUUUAUUUUCGUUCCAUCGUUCCAUUUUCAUUUCAACUGUGGGCUUUAGCAAUGAAGAGAACUGUUGUCUUUCGCAGGAAAUGGGGAAAUUGAUUAAAGAGAACCUUUUAAAAGGUAUUUUCAGAGUUGAUUAACUUAUUUAAAAUGUCACUGCAAAUACACAACAUUAAAUUUCCUCAAGUUUAUUUGUGAACAUUUUGAUGCGCGAACAAACGAUCACCUUUUUUACAAAAGCGCAUUUUUGGUUUUUUUUUUUUUCAAAAUCAUGCUUGAAAGUUGGGGGUGCGGCUUAUACACGAGUGCGGCUUAUACACGAGUUUUUACGGUAAUUAUUUAUUUUACCACACAACACUGUUAUCAUUGUUAUCGUCGUUAACAUUGUUAUCCCAGACACUCUGUACACAAUCCUUUUUUAUGCAAUGUGUGUUAUGUGCAGUCUUCAAAUUCUUUCCUUUUAGAAUACAAGUGAAUGAUCAAAUAAUUGAAGUUGACGGAAUUUCUCUUGUCGGAGUAACACAGAUAUUUGCUGCACAGACGCUAAAGAACACCAGCGGGGUGGUGAGGUAAACAACAAAAGCAAUUAAUAGUUUUUUUCUUUCUUCUGAUUAGUGUUACAUAGUCAUUUAAAUGAUGAUUAAUAUUACACAUAAUGUAAAUGUAAUUGCCUAUUGUCUUAAAAUUUUUUUCUUAAAUUAAAAUACAAAUAAAUUAUUUACUAUCAGUAACAGAAUCUCUGAAAAAAUUGCAAUUUGAUCACAAUCGAUCUCUUUUAAAAUUUUUUGAAAUGUUCAAAUUUGCUGCCAUAUUUGGUACUCCAUUCAUCUUAGUCUCUCUUGGAAGCAAAGGAGCUGAUGUAAAUAUUCUGUGUGAGAAUAAAGUCUAUAAAUUAAUCAUUUGGCAUUUGUAUCAUUACAAUAAUUUUUUUAAUUAUUUAGAAAUCUGCUCAGAAGCACAGCAUACAGUGUAGUCAAUAAGUCUGUUUUCAGCUAAUUCCACUUUGUCAAUAAAGUGCAUGCAAUUCCUGCUAAAACUGUUUUAAAGCAUGUUUUAAAGUUAAGAAAAAGGCUACUUACAUUGAAUCUGCAUCCAAGUGUUGUGGACAUGAUUAUACAUAAAUUUUAGAUCAAGGCUUGUGAAAAACUCUGGGACUAAGGUCUGGAUAAUAUUAUGGAGGUGCAACUGUACAGUAGUGAAACUGGGCGUUUCAUGCACCUACAUGUAUGCAGUACAGAUACUGUACUUGUGUUUUUCAGUCAUCCUACUUGGGUCCAAAGAAACCAAAUUAUUUUCACACUAUUUACUGCACAUGUACAUUGUAACAUGUACACUUGUCUUGUAAUCAUUUUUGAAUAUAACGUGUUAAUCCUCAGAUUUCUUAUGGGAAGAGACAAGAGUAGAGCUCACCUACACAAUUUGCACAGAAUUGACUCUAACAAUGAACAGCAACUUGAAGUACUUCGGCAAAAACUAGCCCAGGUUGGUACAGAGAACAAAUGCACAAAUGCCAUGAGAAUUUACCUUGCCAAUAGUUGGCCAUGUUGGUAAUAAUAAUCAUCUUUUAAGGGGCUGGAUGUUUAUUACCUGUGUGUGUGUUUGGAGGGUGGGAGGGCAGCACUUUUGCAGGGGGGGGGUCAUUUUCAGAUAAGGGAGUGUUACCUGGGAGGUCACUUUAAUUAAUUUCAUGAAAGUAGUACAAAGCAGUUAAACAAAUGUGAAUUGAAAUUGAAUGUAACAGCUUUGAAAAGUCAACACCAGACUUAUAAACACAACUGUAGAUAAAGUAUGUGGUAAUCUUCGACACGAUUUGUAGCUAGAAUAUUCAUACAUUAGUUUCCACAGCAGUUGAGUUGGGUGGGGGUGUGGUCACUUUCACAAUGUGUAAAAUUUAUGUGGGGUCAUUUUUAAAAAGCUAGGAUGAAGUGGUGGUCAGUUUGAAAUUCUUCUAAACUUUCUCAAAAUGGGCGGCCCUCCCUCACAGGCAAUUAAUGACCAGUCCCUAAUUUUGCAGCAAUCUACAGCACCUCUGCAGUUGUUCAGGAAAAAAAUGUGUGGUUUGAAAAUCCAUUGGCUUGGACCCAAUAUUUUAUGUACUAUUCAUUUGUAUUACAGGCUGAAGCCAAAGCAGAAGAAGCAGAGAAAAGACUUGCAGUUGCAGAAAAAAUGUUUUCAGCUCAGUCAAAUGAUGUUAUGGCAAAACAUGUGAGUGAUUUUAUAGGUUUUUGUCUCAACAAUUUAGUUUACUGUAGGUUUGUGAUUUUCCGCGUCCUUUCUUUCACAAACACAAAUUGUACCAAAGUGCAAAUUGAACUACAACAUAUACACCAGUGCAUCAGGGAACUGUGGUAAUUGCUAAGUGGUUUAUCUACAUGUAGCUUUCUUAAUCGCUUAAUCGAAAGGUAGUGAAAUACCACUUAUUAGCCACAGACAAGGUUAACAAGUUUAUUAUCUGGCCUUUUUGACACUAUUCUUAAACUGAAUACAAUAAUAAACAUUGGAAGUAAUUAUUAGUUUCAACAUCGGCACACAAGGGAUCAUUCAAGGUUGUGUUCACCAAAACAAACCUGGUGAUGUGAUCAAAACCACAGGACACAGUUUAUUUGACAAUGAGAAAUUUUGGACCUAAGCCCCCGAUCAAUUUAAAACACCAACUAAUCACGGAUAACUUUUAAAAAGACACAUCACCCCAAUGAGUUGUACAGUUGAGCCUACAAUACAGUCUUCUGACACUGGUCAGCAGAUAUGCUUAGUUGACAGCUGUCAAUUGAUCAUAACAUGGAUGUCCAUUGUCAAGUUUAACACAGAAUGUAUAAUUAUGCCCUGGAUCCUUAGCGGAAGACCUUAGACAACAAUGACCUCAACCAGGUUGUGGCGUCCAGCUCUUUUGGUGAAAACAAGGAUUUAUUUGGGUAGGGUGCUCAGUCUCACGGGCUCCUAAAACCUGGUCUCGGUCAUUCUUAUUUAAGUAUUUUCACACUUAGCUACUAACGCCUGGUCGUUACAAGAAAAUAUUGCCUGCUUAGCAGCCAAUCAGAGCAUGUGAACUAUUGUAGCCAUUAUAAUAAUCUAUUAAAAUUUAAAUGAAAAAAAGUUUUUUUUCUUCACUCUAGAUAUCUGGUAACGAUAAUGAAGAGACGAAGAAGGCAUUAGCUGAAAUGAAGGAAAAGAUGAGCUCAUUAGAAUCAGACCUUGCACUCUCUGAGGCAGAGAAUGAUGACAUGGUACGGCAGUUGGAGGAAAGUAAGGGAUUAUACCUGAUCCUGGAGAAAAAAUACCAGAUUGCCAAGGGAAAACUCAAGGAAUUUGAGGAAAGGUGAGUUUAGAGCAAACUGUUUGUUGUCUAACAACAAUAAUACUAAUUAAUUACCACACUUACAGGUGUGUUUGUGAUCCUUAAACUUUGUAAUGGCUAAUUAGGCCUGAAAGCAGUAAUAAUCAAUGAUUCAGUCGUCAGUGUACAAAAAGGUAGCACUUUAAUCAUCAGGGCCGAGCUGUCCAAAGCUGAGUUAAGAUAACCUAGGGUUAGUGCGAGAUUUGAAUUCAGAUUUGAAAGCUUAAAAAGUAUUUCAGUUUCAAUUCUUUUUGUCUACAAGUUGAUGAUUGGAAGCUCUAAAAAUAACAGAGAGAAUUAUCCCAGAAAAUGCUUUUGAACACAAGAAAAAGAAACCUGGGUUAAAUUUAACCCCAGGUUAAGCGCUAAUCAGCUUUCGAACAACUCGGCCCAGGUCUUGAAUCUCUUUACUGUGGGAAAUUAGAUGGUUCUUGGAUGGAUCAUAAACAACUUGAAUAAACCAAUGAAAAGAAGGCCAUCACAGUUAGUGAUGUAACUUUCACUACAUGCAGAUGAGCUUCUUUGCCCUUUAUUUUUGCAUUCUGCAGUUUCAAUAUUCUGAAUUCUUGUAUUUAUCUUUUCAAAACUAACUUGAUGAUUAAUGAAAGUACCUCCAGAGCUUGCAUCUUGCUCAUGAAUAUUUUGUAUAUUCAUGAGCAGUAGGUUUUUUCUCCAUAAUUACUAUAAUCUGACCCUACAUGUAUUUUGUUUUUCAAGGGAUCAAGCAAAUGCUGCAGCUGCUGAGAGAUCUGCCGUGGAAAUUAAACUGCUUCAAGAUAGGGUUGGUAGAUACCAUGUUUUUGUUUUUGGUGACUUUAAAAAAAGUAAUAUCAUGGUAAAUUUUCAAGGACACACAAAAGGAUUUAAUAAUUAAUAUACACUGUAUUAGAGAAUCUGGAUAUUUGUCAUUAGUAAAAUCCAACUCGUGGUCUAUUAUCAAUGGUGCAUUCUGAUUGGUUGAACUACUACUAGGCUAUAUGUUAUAGCCCCCUAGUAGCAAAAAGCGCAGGAUUUUGGGGGAUAUUUUUUAUCAACUAGUUGGAUUUUACUAAAACAAUAUUAUUCCUCUCGCCCUCUCAUGGCCUCUGAGUCAAUAGCCUAUUGACUCAGAGCCCAUUCAGGCUCAAGAAAUAAUUGUUAAUUAGUCUCUUGGGGCAUUUUGAAUUGGGAAAAAAUUGAAAAAUGUCAUUAUCAAUAAUUAUUUAUAAAAGUGAGAAAAAGGUGAUUGUUUAUGAAAACCUUAAAAGAAUUAUUCACCCAACAGUUUUCCAUUGUCGUUACAGUGUAGCUUGAAAAACCAUUUGUAGUUUCCUUUGUUGUUUUUUUUAGGCUUACUGGAUGCAGUUUUGCUAUCCAUACAAAGACUUUAAUCUGCACCUUCUUUUCUUUGAGUUUGAGAAACUUUUAUGACUUUACUAACUUGGACCAUGAUUUGUUAUUAUUUUAAGGUCAAAGAACUUGAAAGUCAACUUCACAUUCUACAGCAAGCAACACCAGGGAAGGAAACAAAACCCACCUCAAAAUUAUUCAAACAAGAACAGGCAGAAUUGUCAUUAUCUAGCUCUAAACAUUUGGGAAAGGAUGUUCCUUCAGGGAAUGUGCAAUUAAUUUCAAGCAAGGAUAAAAAAGCAAAGAAAAAUGAAGAACAAAACGUACCGCCCACUGAUGAGAGGAAAUCGCAAGUGAAUGAGGAAGUUGUGGAGAAUGGUUUAGCAGCUGAAGUACAACAAGCACUUGCAAAUUUCCAAUUGAGCUGGGACGCAGAGGCAGAUAAAGUUAAAACAGGUACAGUGUAUCAUUGACAUUAUUCUGUCAUCUGAUCAUUUUAGCAAUGAGGAAUUCUAUAAUAGAAUGGGAAGAGUCCCCCUCUCCCAAUCAGUUAAAGCCCGUCACAUCAGAUUCCUGGGCCAUUGUCUUCAGCACCCCCAGGAGGACCAUAUUUCCAAAUACGCUCUGUACCACCCGAAACAUGGUAAACCAAGACCUGGUGGAUGUAAAAUUGUAUUCCACAAAAUUAAUAUGCUGCAAAACUAGUCAUUGCAUGCCAUCAUAUCAGUUUUUUUUCAACCCCUCUUCUUCUCUUUUCUUUACUUCAGAAACCACAGAAGACAACAAAAAUGAAGGAUUAGACCUAAACAUUAUACCAGCCACAGAAACACUCGGCAAUGAAUAUCUGAUGGAGAAGAAGAGACUUGCAGAGGCACAGGGAAAAAAACAUAAGCCGACCCGAGCCAGCUGGGCUAAAUCACUUGAUGAUGAUGAUGAUGUAUGUCAGUCAUGCUAUAAUUAUGAUGAUUUAUUCGGUGGAACCCCGUUAAUACGGUCACCAAUGGGCCAAAAAAAAUUUGGCCAUAUUACUUGGUGACCUUGUUAAUGAGGGUUUUUUUACAUGAAAAUGUAUGGCCGUUUUGCCAGGCAGCCAAAAAAGUGGCUGUAACAGCGAGGUGACCAUAUUACUUGAGGUGGCGGUAAGGCAGGGUUUCACUGUAGUUUAAUUGUUUUUUUGCCAUGUUUUUAACUUUUGAGCAAGCAUUAUUAGGGAAACCAAUCAUCGAUUUCCCUAAUACAUGUAAUAAUCCAAUUGAUAGCAAUUAACAACCGGGGCCUGUUCAGUGUACCAGAAAAGUAGCCAUACUAGCUAUUGUAAAGUGUCUUAAUAGCGUCAGAAAGGAAUGAGUAAUGGAGUUUACUUGUUUGGCGAUGAAGUAUUUAAUAUUUAGCCAUGAAUGCUUCAGUAAGACAUGGAAUUCUUAUUGAUUGUGAAUUUAGAUUUUUGCGACUCAGGAGACUUCAGAUAAUGAUGAAGAAGACAGCCCCUCAAAGACAAGUUUGGCAGAAAGUGAACACAACCAUAGAAGCCCUCCAACAGGACCAGGGCUUUAUCUUCCUACCUUCCCAGCUGGAGGCUUCAAACUUCGGUCCACAGGCAAAAAUCUCUAUGAUGAACCACCUGCAAAGAGUGGGGACACGUCUCCGCAGGAAACUCGAGCGAGCUUUCCUCUUUCUCACAAGGAGGAGACACGUAAUAUUGUAGUUGAGAACCUUUUGGAGAAGCAGCUUUCCAAGGCAGAUAUCCAGGUGUCAUCUCUGCCAACUACUGCACUUGAUAGGGUGGACAGAGCAGAGCAGCAACCUGUUGAAGAUGAGGAAUGUUUUUCAGGGUCUGCAAACUCCUUGGAUGAAAUUGAAGAGGCUGCCAGAAGGGUAAGGAAGCCAUUGUUUUUAUUGUAUUGAGCAGGCAGUGUGGCUCAGUGUAUGUAUCAGGCCUUCCUUAUAGGUAAGGGGAGAGGAGGUUUUGGAUCAGUUUAGGUUUUUGGGAAGUUGCCCACCUACCCUUCCCCUGAACCAACAUUAUCACUUGUUAUCACUUACAUUGUUGGGCAAAAUGUUGUCUUAGGGGAGGGGUAGGUUGGCAGUUUUCUAGAAACCUGAUUUGAUCCUCCCCCAUAAAUGCCUGAUGCUAGGGCUAUAUUCAUUUUGACAUUACGUACUCUCAAUCCUCAGAUUGACUCAGACCUAGCCUCAUCACAUGGUUCAUCACGUGGUUCUUCCCCAUUCCUCCCUCCUGCAAUGCCUUUGUUACAAGUGAAGAGUGUUCCAGUUUUAGAGCCUUACAAUGAAGCAGCUAUUGAUUGUCCACCUGAGCUUCUUGCUGCCAGCAGUCAAGCUGGUUCUGGGCGGGCCUCACCAAGUAAGUGUCAAUCAUGCUAGUAUUUCAUUUUAUUCUUCUUGUUUGAUUUGUUAGUUAAAUACUGUAAACAGCUGCUUAUAAGAACUGGGCUUAUACAUCUUUUUAGGGGUAUUGGGAGGGCUUAGGACUGGAGGGGCUUAUAUCUGGGGGGAGCUUAUAACCGUAAGAAAAAAAGGUAUGUCAAAACAAGGUACACUGUAAAGCAGUGCUGAUCAGAUUGCUUUUUACAUUAAUUGUACUGGUUUUUGAAUUAAGCUUCACGAUGUUAUGGUACAUCAAUAUGAUACAUUGAAUUAUUGUCAAUGCAAGCUGGAGAGGUGCUUGUUUCCAGGGGGGCUUAUAACUAUAUGAGCCUAUAACUGGGUGGGGGGCUUAUAAGUAGGAGAAUUUAUAAGCUGCAGUUUGAGACUCUUUGAAUUUUGGUUUGGAUGUGAAAUAAUUAUAAGUAUUUUAUCAAAGUGUGUUGAAGAUUGAGCGCAAAUGUUUUGGAAUAUGGAGGAGGGAUUUUGGGAAAAAAAUUCGGCAAAACUUGUCAUCGUUGAACACUCCCUAAAAACUAAGUUGUUAGUGCUUUAGUACUCCUUGAACGCUCCUUAAAUGUUAUAACCAAAAACCAGCACAAACACUGGCAGAACAUUAAUUUAGACUCUUGAGGUACCGCUUUUAAAAAUUGUUAUUUGCUUGUUCCUCUCCGGUCAGGUGUUGCGUCGAAUACAGAUGGACAGUCAUCAAUCAGUAGUCCUGAUGGGCAGUCAGUUGAAGUGUCACAACUUGUGUCCGACUGGGACACAGAUCAGGUGGGUCAGUCAAACAAAAGAUUUUGUUUACCUUCAACUCCCUUGAGCUGUCAACAUCAGUUUUCCCCUACAGUAAAUAAUAAAUAAUCAACAGAAAAGGGUGUGAGAAUUGUUAAAAUGGUCAUCAAAUGGAAAAUACUUCUAAUUUUUCAUCAGAUUUUCUCAACGUAAUAUUUAACUAAAGGUUUGAACAUAAGUCUACUCUACAGAAAUUGUAUGUGGUUUUAUACACUAACUUGUAUGUAGAAAUUGGGGUUUAAAUGGGUACUAUUUAUGUGCAGGCACUGUCUUGUAUCGUUAUUGUAAUUUGCAUACCCACGGAAUACUUACAACUGUAGGAGUUCAUAGCAACGCGUCGAAACGAAUCCGUGUGUUCCAGAUCGAAUUGGAAUUUGGAAAUGUUGGUUUUUUUAGGGGAGGGGAAAACCAGAGUGCUCAGAGAAAAACCUCUCGGAACAAGGGAGAGAACCAACAACAAACUCAACCCACAUAAUGACGUCGACUCCAGGAUUCGAACCUGGGCCACAUUGGUGGGAGGCGAGUGCUCUCACCGCUACACCAUCCUUCAGUGCUCCUCUUAACAUAAUAAUCGUGGGUACAGGAGACGGCUUAAAGGAGUUAAGGUGUGAAUAAAGCCCUCUUCACACCAACAAAACCAGUUUUUUAAAGUUUUUUUUAACCAGGUUAAAGAAAAGAAAAUCAGUGAAAGAAAACUAAAGUACUAGCUUUUACAAACACUUUGAGAAAAAUGUCGUUGACUUAUGCUUUUGUUACGGCCAAUCUUUUGGUCGCUUUUAUGAAGGAGACAAAUAAACACCGUGUUUAAUUAAAUAGCUCUUAAACAUGUCUAAGCUUUGGUGUGAGUUCAGUUGGGCAUAAGGCUACUUUGUUUUAAAUCAAUGCUUACAAGUGCUGCUGUGUACUUGUAGGUGUACAUGUGGCUGGUGGCAAAUGACCUUGAAGUGUACGCGGAAGAGUUCAGCAACAAAAAUAUCGACGGCAAGCAGUUAUUAAAUUUAGAUGGCUCCAAGCUCAAGGUAGGACUUGGUGUUUACCCUUUUUUAACGUUUGGGAAAAUAUUCAAAGGAAAGCUUUUUUUCUUACUUAACCCCAGGCCGACAUGCUUCGGCCUCAAAGCCGAAGCGACUAGCGGGGAACCCGCGGGAAAAAACUUUUGCGCGGGUCACUAUAAAGACUUGGCCGAAAACGGAAACCGCGCACGUCAAGUCUCUGACACCCAGGGUAGGUUGAUUUGGAAGACUGUGCGUUACUCUAGAGAAGUACCAGCCACGCCCCUGACUCAGAAACCUCUGUUACACGAUUUGAUCACUUGAGAGGAUAAAAUAGGGGGUAAAUGUUGAUCACCGUUUUGAUUUUUUUAAACUUUUCAGGCCAUGGGUGUGAGCCAAAACCACCGAGCUGUAAUAAAGAAGAAGAUCAAAGAAAUGAAAGCGGAAACGGAGCGGGAACUCAAGGCUAGAAAGCAACGCGAAAAAGAACAAAAGGGAAAUAAAGGAAAGCUUGAGAAAAUGGGAUUUAUGAAAAAGAAGGGAGUCUACAACAUUAACUAG